Molecule: messenger RNA, 1523 nt
Organism: Durusdinium trenchii
Lineage: Eukaryota; Dinophyceae; Suessiales; Symbiodiniaceae
Source: the annotation of a GenBank genome assembly
AGCUGGUGCUCAAGACAAACGGGUCAAUAUAGUUUCAACGCAAAGGCAGAGCGAAAGAGCGAUGUCGAUGUCUUUGGCGCCUCACCCAGUUGGCAUCAAGUUCUGGACGUCCAUUUGGAGAGCCAACAAGGACUUGCCGUACACUGAAAUCCACGCAAAGUUUCAGAACUGGUAUGGCCAUGCUUUUCAUCGCCAGUUCGGCAAGUAUUUCUAUGCCCACCGCGCCGGGCGAAUGGGUCCCUUUGCGCCUCUGGUGAUGUUUGGCGUUGGCUUCAAGAUCAUCACCAUGUACUACGGUACUCUCAGGGAUACCAAUGCAGCAACCGAGGCAGCCUUAGCCUAUGGCCAGUCCGGCUACAAGACGAACCCUGUGCCCAAAUGAGAUCUGAAGCGCUGACUGAAUCAAGUGAAGUAGGCAAGCCAUCGGUGAGAACCACGGAACGAUUGAAACAGUUGAAUCCAGGCAGAAAGUGUGUGGUUUUGGCGUUUCUUCAAGUUGACAGAUGUUCACAGAAUGCAAAUGCAAAUAGCAAAAACCUCAAGAACCCAAGACGUUGGAAAUCGCUUUUUUCUCCUGGCACAAGGUGUCCAGGUUAUGAAAGGUGACGUCGGUUUUGGAGCCAAAAGGGAGCCACUACUUUCUGUAUUCGUAGUUUAGUGGUGGGGUCGUGAGGAGCUUUUCCCGAUCUAAGCCGAGCCUGAUCUUUGUGACUCAAGAUGGAAGGGUGCUUCAAUUCAUUCCUCCAAUCCCUUAUUGAACCAAGAACUGACCUCGCUGGCAUAGUCCGGGGCGGUCAAUGCUUGCGAGGGCCAACUCUUCUUGUUUCAGAAGCGUGCCAUUUCAAAAGGUACACAGAGUAAUUAGGGUCGCACAUCAUGCGGAGAUGCACUCCCGUUUGAAGUCGCACAUUUGAUUUGACACAUGGAAGAUGCUGUUCUUAAUUCUCCAGCUGUUGCUCCCAGACUCCUCCGAGGCACCAUUGCCGCUGCUUUUUAGCUCCAAACACGUAACUGGGGCCCGGCACAAAAGAAACAACAAAAUGUCUGCCGGGAUGUUUCCUACGCCAGGUCCUGGCAUUCAUGGUGGACCGCCCAGGACUGGCCUUGUGAUGUGGCAGCCGCAACCUGGCGUGCGCCUGGUGAAGAUGAACCUGCAGGGUGAGCAGGCGCCUUAUGCCACUGGCGGCAGCAGCAGCUUGUGCGCACUGGAGGAUACAAAGGCGGCGAUUACAAAGGCUGAGAUGGAGAUUUCAAGGCAAUCGCCAUGCCAGGUUCUUGCAGGGCCGAAGAGUAGGAGUUGAGCCGGUCGACAUCAUCUUCGAAAGCACACUUGUUCCGCAGGAAAAAACCAUGCACCCCAUUUGAUGUUUGAAAGACUCACCACACAAUAUGAUGUAUGUUGUCAGGUCGGUCAACUCUAACCAGUCUGAGUUUGAUGUAGGUGUAAUUGAUGCUUUGUGGUCAAGCUUGGCUUGCCGCCCCUGACCUUCUUGGCUUAGUUUUCCAAGUUGCAUAUUGAAACG